Molecule: messenger RNA, 354 nt
Organism: Loa loa (African eye worm)
Lineage: Eukaryota; Metazoa; Nematoda; Chromadorea; Rhabditida; Onchocercidae
Exons: 3
Coding region: 16-261 (81 amino acids)
Biological process (GO): protein N-linked glycosylation
Cellular component (GO): membrane-bounded organelle
Source: RefSeq, a predicted model, not a curated record
UUUCAGGUCCAAAAAAUGGUUGCUGAUUUGUUGUCUAUGGAGCGGUACGUUGGACCGGUAAACCCUUCACUAUAUUCGCAGCUAGCUGUGUUGUUACUCGCAAUAGGCCUCUUUUUUAUGGCUUGGUUCUUCGUUUACGAGGUAACUUCAACGAAAUUUACUCGAGUGCUUGUCAAGGAAUUGUUAAUUUCAUCAGUUGCAGCUCUUUUCCUUGGAUUUGGUGCGGUUUUUCUCAUGCUUUGGACAGGGAUUUACGUUUAAGGAAGUACUUACGGUGAUUUCAAUCCUGCACUUAUUCUAAUUUUUUUUUACAAUACUAAUUGUUUUUACUUUUUUAUUUCUAAUUUAUUUUGG